AUGUCACCGGUGUCGCCUUCGUUUAAACAUUUACAGCAACGUUUGCGAAGAUCGCUUUGUUAUGGAAGUCGUCAAAUGAAAUCAUUACCGCUUCCACUUUCCGAGCUUGCAAUGGAUUAUUUCGAUGAUCAUUGUCAUAUGAAUAUGGAUUUAGCGACGUCCAUAUCACGCCAUGGGUGCGUGAAUGCAUGUACAUUUCUAGUAGCAUUGGUAUAUCUUGAUCGUAUACGAACUGCUGAUAAAACUUAUUUUGAAUUUUCUAAUCCGGGCGAAUUGUAUCUUUCGACGCUUAUAAUUGCAAGCAAAUAUCUCCAAGAUGUUGGACAGCGAGAAUACAUUUACAAUGACGAGUGGGCUGCAUUCGCCAAUAUUUCUUUGAAACGAGUCAAUGAAGUGGAACUGAACGUUCUGGACGCUAUACACUGGAACACCAAUGUGAGUCAUGUGGAAUUUAUACGGUUAUUGGAAGAAGUAGAAACAUGGAUAGCAAAAGACAGUUUGAAAAAACGUGGAUUUUGUACAUAUAAUGAAAUAGCUAUACUUAUUUCGAGGAUCAGUUUCAUAUCUGAUUGCGUCAAACCUUUAUUGUUAUCAUUUGCUGCAUUUACUUUUGUUUAUUUUACUACAGUUAUCUCACUUUUUAUGUUCCCGAAAUUGGCGAUUUCAGUGAGCGUUCAACGCAACUUGGUAAGAAACGAUGGAUAUAUGCUGUUCAUCACUUUUGCCGUUAAUAACACUACGCAACAACGAAAAGCUGCUUUUUCUUUUCUACACGACAAUUUUUACGAAUGGCCCAUGGUCUCAGCGUGCUUUUCUCGCCUUAUUAAUGUCAAAUGUCACUAUCAAAUACAGUACAUUGUUCAAUCGGACUGCUUUUUGAGGAGAUAUUUUGUCGGUGUAUAA
Molecule: messenger RNA, 903 nt
Organism: Cercopithifilaria johnstoni
Lineage: Eukaryota; Metazoa; Nematoda; Chromadorea; Rhabditida; Onchocercidae
Source: the annotation of a GenBank genome assembly